This is a messenger RNA of Girardinichthys multiradiatus, 2223 nucleotides long. Its product is annotated as proteinase-activated receptor 3. Bases 158 to 1282 code for a protein of 374 amino acids. Gene Ontology annotation, biological process: positive regulation of Rho protein signal transduction; thrombin-activated receptor signaling pathway; blood coagulation. Lineage: Eukaryota; Metazoa; Chordata; Actinopteri; Cyprinodontiformes; Goodeidae. Gene Ontology annotation, cellular component: membrane. The transcript has 2 exons. The record is from RefSeq and is a predicted model, not a curated record. Gene Ontology annotation, molecular function: thrombin-activated receptor activity.
UUUUUCCUCGCUCAGUCUGAUCAUUUAAGGUGGUACUUCUCACUUGAACACUCCCACGAGGGUGACAGAAAAUGACACACAGAGGGGGAAACAAAAAAAACAGAAAGAAGUGACAUUCACUGCUGAGAAGAGCGCUGUUCUACUGUUGGGCAAAAACAUGAGGAAACUUUUCAUUCUCCUUCUUCUGUUUGCUCUAUUUAAACACGGGACACUUCAGAAAAAUGGGAGAAAGAAGAUAACAGCAGAGAAAAACAGCACAAAGAAAGUGAUCCCUGUGCCCAGAGUCUUUAAAGGAUUCUUUCCGACAGAGUCUGAAUUUCAAGGCACCCAAGCUCCCAAUUUAACUCUCUCUCCAACUCUGCAGUCCAUAAGUGACAAAGCUGUAGGGUACCUCAAAGGGCCCCUGAGCACCAAAGUCAUCCCCCUCAUUUACAUGAUGUUGGUAAUCUUCGGCAUCCCAGGCAACAUCACCGUCCUGUGUUUACUUAUUACCAAAAUUAGAAAGGUGUCGUCCGCAAUCCUCUACUGCAGCCUGGCCGUCUCCGACCUAUUCCUUCUCGUCUCCCUCAUCUUCAAGGCUCAUUACCAUCUCCAUGGAAACCACUGGGUGCUCGGAGAAGCUGCCUGUCGAGUGGUUACUGCCUGUUUCUAUGGUAACCUCUACUGCUCGGCCCUGACAUUGGCUUGCAUUGCCGUCAAGCGCUACAUGGCCGUGGUACACCCGUUCAUGUACAAAAGACUGCCCAAGGUGAGAUGCACGGCCUGGGUCGUCCUGGCCAUUUGGGGGGUGUUUGGUGCCUCCAUUGUCCCCGAGCUCUUGGUUCGGCAGAGCUUUUGGGUGCCCCAGCUGAACCGCACCACCUGCCAUGAUGUGAUGCCACUGGAUUCUAACUCUCAUGCAUUCCUGCUCUUCAGCAACCUGAUUCUGACAGUUUUGUGUCUUCUUGUGCCGAUGGUGGUUACUGUCGUGUGCUUCAUCCAAAUCCUCAGAGCUCUCAACCAGUCACAUCAUGACUGGGCAAUGUACAUCAGGUCCUGUUCUCUCGUGUUUACCGUCUUUAUGGUGUCUUUUCUACCUGCAGGGGUCCUGCACUUCCUCCAUUAUGUGCAGCUGUUUGUGAACGGGACAGAGAGUCUGUAUGUAUACUUUAACAUGGCAGUGUGUCUCUGCUGCCUCCAUGCCUGUCUGGACCCCUUUUUCUUUGUCCUCAUGUCCAAGACUGCAAGCUCCAAACUGUACCUCCUGACUUUUAAAGGCAAGAAACUCAGCAUAUCAAUCUGAAAGAGACAUUUUUAAAGAAACUGAAGAAUGAGAUGUUAUCUGUGGCUGGUACCCAAAAAGAAAGUAAUCCAGUUUGAAGCAGCAUGUGUCACAGUGACUGUUUGAAAAGUAACACUAUUAUUGAAUCUAUAUUAUGUGUCAUAGAUAUAUAUGUGGAUGUUGUAUAUUAACAUGCAAAAGUAUUCACACCCCUUGGACCUUUUCCACAUUUGCAGAACCAGCAUUCUGUUUGAACUUAACAUCGCAAGGUAUAUGAUUGUUUUAAAAACUUAAAAUUUUAGAAACAUAAAACAGUUUAAAGCAUUAUUUAUGAGGAUAGUCAUCACAGCAAAUAAACAUAAGAAAUAAUUAUUCACCUAUUACACCAGUUAUUGUUAUUAUUGAUGUUAUAAGUAAUUCAUAUAAUUAGUUAUUAUUGUUAAUAGUAUUGUUAUCUGUACAUUGACACAGGAAAUUAUGAGUGAAAUUAAUGAUGCUUGGUUAUACUGGUAUGCAAAUAUGAUUUAUAUGAUAUACUGAAUGAAUUUUAUUUAAUAUAAAAGUAGAAUGUUGUAGUUCAGCCUAUAUAAAUAGUAAUAGGAAGGGAUUGGAAUGAUGUUGCUGGAAAAGAGGUUAAAAAUAAGUUUAUACUGCUACCUUCUCCUUUGAACAUGUAAAUAUUAUUUGUACUUUACUGUUGUUCUUCUUUUGUAUUGUUUUGUUUGUUUGUUUUUAUUUUUAUUUUUAUUUUGUAAUUUUGUUUUUCCUUUUGUUAUACAGUCAUUAAAUUCAAAAUUCAAUUCAAGGGAUAGAGAUUUCAAAUUAGCUUGGGCUCUAAAUGGUAAUAUAAAGUGUAAGGGAUUUGUUAAUACGCUAUACUUGAUGCAUUCAAUUUUAAAGCAAUAAUAUACUGUUCUUACAGUUUAAAGUCCUUUUAAUAAAAAGCCAGUGAAGGUUCUGAA